AUGGUUUCUCUCCCUGUCUUUCCUCAAUUGGCGACUGAUCUGUCGUGGCCGCCUCCAACCGUUGCGUGCGAUUCAAAUGCUAUCGGCAAGAUGAAAGGGUUAUACCUGCAUAUAGCCACAGCGCUCGAACUACAGUCUGUCUUGUUCGGAGCAUCCACGCUAGCUAUCAUGGUAUAUCUAUACUGGACGCUCCGAUUUCGUCCCGCACGCGGCUCCUGGUUAGAGACACUGGCACGACUCUUGGCCCUCCUGCUACCCUACAUCCUGUUCAUGGGAGCUUGGGUCCUAAGCAUCAGAAACGCGGCAGACUUCUCGAGCAUUAUCAACAUCGGGUGUUACAGGGAACUUAAUGGCCAAGCUGUGUCAAACUAUAAGCCGCUCAUCGCGGAGAGCGCUCUGUUCGGACUCUUCUGCGCGCUUAUAGGACUGGCAGCCUAUGUCCAUGCACGAAAGGGGCCUCACUCUCGAUCACAGCAAGCGAUGCUAGCUAUCGCGCUUGUCAUGUAUGCCGUCUCGUUCGCUCAUUGGGCGUUCGAGAUGUGCAAUUUUCAAACUGCCAUACCCACGCUCUCGGGGGAGGAGAAGAACGCCAUCCAGCUGCUGGUACCGUUCACUCUUCUAUCCUUCAACGUGCUCUUGAGCGAUGCCAUCGUUCUCUGGCGCAUGUGCGUGCUCUCCAAUCAGCACCGUGUCGCUCGUGGCAUAUCUAUCUUGUUGCUAGUCUCCACUGCCGUCGUCAGUGCCAAAACCGUGAUUCGAGAGAGUUCCAUGGUCACUGUGAGCAGUCGCGGAUCCGGGGAAACUCUAAACUUCAAUGACUUUCCGUUUGGUACUGCCGUCCUUGGGCUAAGCCUCGCGACUAACGUCGUGGCUACGGCUGUGAUCGGAUGGAGGGCGUGGCGCUACCGCAGGGACGUCUCCGCCUACAUGGCUGCCUUUCGUCAUCGUAGUAUCGUGGAGAAGAUCAUGGUACUGCUGGUCGAAAGUGGUUGCGUCUACUGCAUCAUAUGGGUAUUAUACACAAUCGAUAGUGUUGGGAUCCGUCAUGUACAAGAAACCCAACCCCAAGAUAUGGGCGAAUCCCUCUUCGGCGCCGGAAACCCAACUUGGCUGAGUCGCAUCAUGCCGCAGUUGACGGGUAUCUAUCCUACGAUCAUCAUCGUUAUUGUCACACUUGAGCAGAGCUACCUGGAAAGGACGAUCACGAACACGAGGCUUUCGGCGUUUGUCGCUGCACGGCCUGUUGCUCCGGAUCCAAACUCGCACUCGCAGUCGAACCUGGACUCCGGAAGGGCGAGAACGUCGUGGAGAUCUACCCACUCUGUACAUCCGAGAACGAUAGACAGCGCGGCUGGGGCCCUUCCGACCAUUGAAGAGGCGGAACAGGUGGAUGGACGCUCGAAGGUUCAGCCCGCAGAGGACCAAACUGAAUGUGGAUCUUUACACCACGUCCACGCUAUCGUUGAACCAGAAGACCGCACGGGGGUUCCUGAGCGCUCGGAUGUACAGGACAGUGUGCAUGGAGACUCGCUGGUACGUCGUCACCGACGAGCUCAGUCGGCGCCAUACCCAUCUUCCUGGCUCGUGGCGCCGGACGAACCGAGGCAACCGCCUCAGCAAGUUCCACUCUCAAUUCCCCGCGCGCCAGAUGCAGGAUGGGCGCGGCAAUACGAUUCUUGGAAAGCGUUGGAAGGCGCUGAACGUGAGGGCGAGCGCAAUGAUGCAUCACGUACUUCAGACCGUCGCGCGCCGCUGUCGUGGAGCAGCUCGGUUUGA
Molecule: messenger RNA, 1776 nt
Organism: Peniophora sp. CBMAI 1063
Lineage: Eukaryota; Fungi; Basidiomycota; Agaricomycetes; Russulales; Peniophoraceae
Source: the annotation of a GenBank genome assembly